AACCUAUAAGUCCGACUUCUACAUAAAAAUAAGCUCAUUUCAAAAUCACUUUUGCAAUGAAGUUGUUGAAGGGUUUACUUUUUGCACUUUGGGGUAUCCAACUGUGCAGUCCCAAUCCAACCUAUUUUCAUGGCUCGGAUGAGGUAAACCUGGAUCAACUUUUCGGAUUUAUUGGUAAUGUCGUCCACGAAAGCAUAAAGCUCCACAGAGGUCAUCAACAGCAAAGUGAUAUUGGGAAUUAUGGCGGCGAGCCUUAUGUUGGGGGUCAAUAUGGAGGAGGUCAAGAAAAUGGCAGACCCAGUGUUGGGGUUUCCAAAUAUGAAAUCAUAGACUUGAAUAUCAAACCAAAUAUUAAAUAAAAAUAAUAUAAUAAUAAAAUAUAA
Molecule: messenger RNA, 383 nt
Organism: Drosophila suzukii
Lineage: Eukaryota; Metazoa; Arthropoda; Insecta; Diptera; Drosophilidae
Source: RefSeq, a predicted model, not a curated record